CAGUCUUUGUUCGAGGAGGAGCAGGGUGCCGGUGUCUGACUGCGCUUAGCGGAGCUCAGAGAUCCCGGCCUCGAGCAAAUGCCCCGGGCAGCGCCUGGUCCGGAUGUGUGCCUGGAGCUGUCAGUGUUCUCUACUGCAGAGUGAGGACAAGAAAGCAGACCAAGGCAGCCUGGAGGACCUCUCCAAAGAGAAGGGCAUGGAUGAGCCCGACCGUGCCCAGCCAAGGUCCCCGCAGCCCUCCGAGCCCGUUGGAGUUCAGCGGAGAUCACCUCUGAUCAGGAACCGCAAGACGGGGUCGAUGGAGGUGCUUUCUGAAUCUUCUUCCAAAGGUUAUCGCCUCUUCAGCACUUACUCCAGGCAAGCUUCUGAGAUGAAGCAAAGUGGCUUAGGAAAUAUCCCAGGAUUCUGUUUUGGAAAUAGAGAAGACUACUACCGUACUGGACUUGACAACAAAAUUUGAAGCGUAAUCUCAUCAGGUUUAAUUUCAAGUUCUUGCCAGACUAGCCUCACUGGGAGGUCUUUGCUGAUCAUUCACCCAGCUGUGAAGCUCUGCGGAUGGAAGAUUUUGGGUGGGAGUUGAGCGAGCAGAUCUGGGGCUCUGUCUGGAUACUCAGUCACCAUUUUCCCCAUGGAGACUUGUGGCUGCGUGCAAGGAAGGGUUGAGCUGGUGUGCUGCAACACCAGGCUGCACAAUUUCUGCUUAUCAGAAUGUCUGUUUCUGUGAAUUUCUCUCAGCCCGUGAGCUGCUGAAAAGAAUGAUGCUUCUUUGUUUGUGAAAACCAAGCUCUUGAAGGAAUUUUCCUUUCCUGUUUGCUUUAUAGAAGUCUAAUGUCUUCUCCCUUUAUGAUCUGAGGUGCGCUUUCUCUCUUGGAUAAAGUAUAUAGAACCCACGGGAUCCUAAACAUUGGCUUCAAUGCUUGUCUCAGCAGCUGUGCUGUGAGGUGAUUCAUUCAGAUGCUGCCUGCUGUUUCUGAGCUUUUCUGAAGUUCAGAGCCUGACCUUGCCAGGGUCUGGCUGUUGUUAUCUCAGAGGGAACGUGUGCAUCUCUUCGGAUAUUCCCUCGCAUAUUGAGCCAUUUUGGAAGGAGAAGCCGGGCAGAGCUGUUGCCUUGUUGCCAUAUCUGCCAGAAUUGUGUCUUCGUGGUAAUUCAGAAAUGCCUUGAAAUGGCUGCUGGGAAGAAGCGAAGGCUGCAGCUUGCUUUGUCUGUACAGCAUGUUGCUUUGGAGUAUACUUUGUUUUUCUGGAUAGGAAGAAGUGCAUCAUCGUGGACUGUCUGCAGUAGUGUGUGUACUUCUAGCUCUAGAAGCAUAGGGAUGUUUCAGUGCCUGUGCCUUUCUCUGCUUGCAGAGCACUUUGAAAUGGGAUAAAAUCACUCCUUGCUGUUAAAGAGGUGAUAUAUUGCCAGUGGGGCUGGCAGCUUUGUGCUGAGACUUUCACUCCUAGUGAGAGUGAAUCAAGAGAUAUCCUUUUUUAAACAUCUGAAACAUUGAAUAUACAUCUGAAAGUUAAAUAUGCAAAAAUGAUCCAGCAUGUUAUGUUAUUCCUUGUAAGCACUGCUACAUCUUAGAUCCAACUUGCUAGGUGUCCUUUAGGAUGUGUGCUUGUUUGUUUAAUUUGGCUACAGUGAGUUCACUGUAGACAAUUGCUGUCAUCCAUAGAGUCACGCUUGUAAAUUCUGUUUGUGUUUAAGGGUGCUAACAAAGUGCCUUUGUCUACUGUAUGAUUACAAACACUUGGCUGUCCUUAGUUUAAUGAUUAGUGGCACAAGAUGGCAAAUGAGAAAAAUCUAUAGUUACAUUUUCAUCUGCCAGUAAAUAAGUCUUGUCUUUUGUUGCUGUUUGUUUGUUUUAAACCAUGACAGUAUGGCUCUGAGCAUCACGCUGGCUGCCACUUGACAAAAUUUUGUCUGCAUUCUGAUGGAUUCCUGUUCACGCUGAGUCGCCACUGAGCUUCCCGUUACUGGGAUUAGGAGAAAUGUUCUCAGACUUGUGUAUCAGUUACCCUGCAGGCAAGAGCUGUUUGCUCUUUGUCCAAGGACAAAACAUGCUGGUCUGCCUAGUGGAAAGCCACUAGCAGUGUUACAGUGGUGGAGUUGCUUAGUUCAGUGCAUAUGACAAUUCUUUUUGUCAGCCUCCACAGUUCUGAGAAGCAGAUAUCAGCUGAGACUGAACUUACACAUCAAUAACCCAAAGCUCAGGAUCUUUUUUUUUUUUUUUUUUUUUUCUCCAAAGAGACUCCAGUUAAAAUGCUGAUUUGUAGUAAAGACCUGGCAUCCUCCUGGGCAACAAAUGGAUGUGAGGCAGUAGCAUGUCCUUCAACCAGAGAAGGCAGAUGGCUUGCUCUCUCUGCCAGGUUAAUAGGACUGCAGCCAGCAGGCUGAGGAAGCUGGUCCUUCCCCUCUAUGCAGCAUUUGUGAUGCUGUGUCUGAAAGAUUGCUGCCUGCGUUGGGCUCCCUGGGUGACGAAGGGCAGGGGUGCAGCAGGCGUCAGCCCAGGGCAGAGCAGCGGGGGGCUGUGGAGCUGCAGCCCAGAUUGGUGGAGACCUUAAUGCUGUUCAGCCACCUGAGCAGGAGAUUACAGAGGAGUCAGAGAAACAUGAGAAACAACAAAUAGAAGUUGCAACACAGGGAAUUCCAAUUAACCUUGAGGAAUUAAUUCUUCACCAUAAGCAUGCCAAAUAUUGGGACAGGGCUUGGAAUCUUCCUGUGAUCUCCUUCCUUGAAGGUAUGCAGACUGGACACAUCCUAGCAAGCUGAUCCAAGCUGGAAGCCUCACAGGGUUUCCUUCCAGCCUAAAUCAUUCCAUGUUUUAGGAUCAAGAGCUGCUUCCACGAUAGGAAGAAUUUAUUUCUUUUAACAGUAGUGACAGAUGCACUGUUCCACUUAAAUACCAGUAGGCAGUAUGUCAGGCUUCUUGUCCUGGUAAAUGAGGUAGAGCAAGAUCAACCUGCUUGUUUCUGGAAGCAAGGUAUGUGGGAGUAAUGUUUUUAGCAGAUGGUAUUUACAGAAUGUAGUAUCAAGGCAGCUGAACAAGGAAUUUAUAGACAAUCAGUGGUUUUAUCUUUCCAAUAAUAAGUUGUGUGGUUUUUUUUCCCUCACACAGAAUUGCUUUCUGUGGUUGAAAGAGUCCUGUUUCAAAUACCCAGCCGUUCCCAAAUAUCACAUAAUAUCAAGUGAAAAAUGCUGUGCAAACACCAGCACUUAGUGGAGCUCACAUGCACUCUCCUGUGCGUGAGAAUGUAAUGCGUGCCUUCUUCCUUACCACAGGGUAAGCAAAGCUCCACGCUGUGUGCGCGGUCAUUCACAGGACACUUGGGCUGACUCUGGAGUCAGUGGGUGUGAAAGAAAGCUCUCUUGUCCCAUUGCUUUCCUUACUGAUUGACAGAGUGAUUAAUCCACAUUUGCAGCAACAGUUUCAACACCCUGAAGUGCAUUAGAUAUAGGUACCUCUUUCUGC
Molecule: messenger RNA, 3455 nt
Organism: Meleagris gallopavo (turkey)
Lineage: Eukaryota; Metazoa; Chordata; Aves; Galliformes; Phasianidae
Source: RefSeq, a predicted model, not a curated record